CUAAAAUAUGCUUUAGCCGCGAUUUCAUAUGUGGCCACGUACCAGAUAAAGAUAUUCACGAUAAGCUGAGGGAGAAAUUACACCCAGUAGACGAUUGAUAUAUAGCACUAGAGCAAGUAACUAUUCCACGGGAUCAGAUAUAGCCCAGUUCUUUAAGGGCAACGUGCCAUAACCGCGUUGUGCGACAGUUACGCAUCGCUCAACGCCUUUCAAAACUCUGUGUAUGUUUAAUGCAUAGCCUGCAAAGUUACAGAUUAUACCAACCCCUAUAAUCAAUAUGAUUCAUUAUACCUCUGUAAGCUCCACUCAACUUUUUAAUUCUUACCUAGCUGCGUCGCGCACCAAGCCUUAUUUAUCGUGCCCUUACCAGCAUACUUUGCGCCGCAUAUCUAUACCUUUUUUUUUUUUUUUUUUUUUUUUGACACAAACUGCCACCUUUUCUCGGUUAUCUCUCUACUCCCCUCACGCUGCUCAGACUACUCCGUAUGACUAACUUGCAACUCCAAUCCAGCUUCAAGGUGGAUUAUGCGCCGGCGCACAUCAAGAAAUGGCGUUCCAGCCGGACCGGUCUCCAGUUGACCUACAUCAACCAGUCCACACCAGUCGUCAACGGCUACUUCGCGGUCGCCACCGAAUGCACCGACGACAGCGGCUCGCCCCACACACUUGAACACUUGAUCUUCAUGGGAUCUGACAACUACAAGUACAAGGGAUUGUUGGAUACGCUCGGUAACCGCUGUUUCUCGUCGACAAACGCGUGGACCGCGGUCGACCAGACAGUGUACACACUCACGACAGCCGGGUGGGAGGGCUUCCAGAUGUUGUUGCCAAUCUACCUCGACCACUUAUUCCGCCCCACCUUGACUGAUGAGGCGUGCUACACCGAGGUGUACCACAUUGACGGAAAGGCGAAAGAAAAGGGGGUUGUGUUCUCCGAGAUGCAGGGCAUUGCGAAUCAGAGUUGGUUCUUAUCUGACUUGGAGAGCUCCCGCGCGUUGUAUAGCCCGGAAUCCGGCUAUUCGUCCGAAACCGGCGGGUUGUUGCCGAGCUUGCGCGAGUUGACAAAUGAACGCAUUAGUAAGUUUCACCGCGACAACUACCGCUCCGACAACUUGUGCGUGAUCAUCACCGGCUCUGUUGACGAGACUGAGCUCUUGGCCACCAUCGAGAAGUUCGAUGCUGCGUUGCCCACGUUGGCAGAUUUACCCCCACACAAGCGUCCGUUCGUCGACUCCCCUGUCGAUACCCAUCUCCAGCUGUCUGUCCUCAAGACCAUCGAGUUCCCCGAUGACGACGAAUCAUCGGGGGAGAUUCAGUUUAACUGGCUCGGACCGGCCCACGGCAACGUCACGGCCAACGUUGCAUUGGACAUCUUGGGUACCUACCUCACGGACUCUCCUGCAGCAUACCUCCAGCAGGCGUUGGUCGAGAUCGAUGAGCCGCUCGCCACUGAGGUCGAGUACUACACCUCGGACUUGUUGCGCACGCGGUUGGUGAUGAACGUGUCGGGAGUUCCGUACGCGCAGCUCGACACCGUCGCUGCGAAGGUGUUGGAGCUUCUCACCGCUCACACGGUGGAUGUCGUGCGCGUGCGUCAGGUGUUGGAACAGCAGAGGUUAAAGUUUGUGUUUGCGACCGAAAAGUCGCCGGAGCUGCUCUCCACCAUCGCCAUCGAGGAGUUCAUGUACGGGAACGUCGACGGGACGGACUUGGCCAAAUGGACACAGAACUUGGACGAGUACGACGAGUUACUCGAGUGGACGGAGGAGCAAUGGACAGCCAUGUUGCGUCUGGUGUUUGUGUCCAGCCCCCACGUGACGGUCAUUGCCCGGCCGUCUGCCACGUUGUACGAAGAGCACAAGAAGGUGGACAAGGCGUUGUUGAAGAAGCGCAAGGGUGCCUUUGGUAAAGAGGGGUUGGAGAAGUUGCGCAAGAAACUCGAGGACGCCACCGCGUUGAACGACACACCGAUUCCGGAGGCGUUGCUUGUGGAGUUUGGCAGACCGGAUCCAGCCAAGAUUGAGUUCAUCAACACGGUUUCCGUCAAGGCCGGUACCAAUACGCUUGUCGACAGCGCGUACACCAGCGGUGCCUCUCUGGAAGUUGCCCGGCAUGUGGCAGCAGAUGCCCAGUUGCCGCUUUUCUUCCACUUUGAGCACUACGAAUCGCAGUUUAUCACGGUGAACGCCAUGUUCGGCUCCUUCGCGGUUCCAGAGGCGCUGCUUCCGUACAUGGAGCUCUUUGAGGAAUUGAUGUUUGCGUUACCAAUUCAGAAUGCGGACGGAUCCGAGACGCCGUACCAAGAUGCCAUCGCGGCGUUGAAACAGGACACCGUGGAAGCGUGGUUCCACUCGUCCUUCCAGGGUCAGUUCGACGAGGUGGUGAAUGUGACCGUCCAGGUUGAGAAGCACAAGGUAGCGAAGGCCGUGGAGUGGAUCCGGAAGUCACUCUUUGAUUCCGUCUUUACCAAGGCGCGUGUGAAGAACGCCGUGGAUAAGUUGGCGUUGUCACUCCCGGAAAAGAAGCGCGACGGCAGUACUAUGUUGAACUCUGUGUACAACCGCAGCAGCUUGUCCGCGCGCUCGAUGAGGGUUGCGAAGGACUGUUUGACGUUGGAAGCGUUCCUUAAGGAUACUUCCGCGCUUUUGGAGUCCGACGAGGGUCUUGCCACCGUGCUUGCAACGUUGAACGAGGUCAGAUCUCAGUUGUUCACCAACGGCAACAUGCGUUUGGUGGUUGCCGGGGACAUUUUGAGCAUUGAAAAGCCGGUUUCGGUGUUUGAUGUGCUUGUUAUCGGCAACACCACCGCCGUGAGUGCGAUUCCGCGCACUUUGGCGGCGUUGAAGCCAGAAAGCGACGUCAGGGGGAAGGCUUUCUUGAUCAGUGCUCCGGCCUCAGACUCCGCAUACUUAAUUGCCGCUACCAAGAUCCCGACAGACUACUUACACCCGGAUAUGCCGAAGAUUGCUUUGGUUUCCGAGUACUUACAAGCGGUGGAAGGUCCGUUCUGGCGCGGGAUCCGUGGGACGGGGUUGGCCUACGGUGCCAAUAUUCACCGCGAUUUGGAGUUUGGGAACUUGAUGUUUGACAUCUACAGAGGCAGCGAUGGUGAGGAGGCGCUCAAGGUGGCCCACACCAUCAUCCAGGGCUUUGCCACCGGUGAGACCCCCUUCGUCCAGUCCGCGAUGGAGGGUGCCGUGGCCUCCUUGGUUAACACCGUGGUGAAUGGCCAGAGCAAUUCCUUGAGCACUGGUAACGGUAAAAUCCUCGACGUUGUGUUCAAAAACCGUGGUGGUGACUUUACCACCAAAUUCUUGGGCCAGGUCCAAAAGCUCACGGUGCAGGACUUGCAGGAUACCACUAACAAGUACUUUGUCAACUUGUUUGAUGCCGGUAAAUCGAGCAUCUUUGGGUGUGUCAGUCCAAGCAAGGAGGCCGCCUUCACCGAGACCUUGACCAGGUUGGGCUACCAGGUGUCUGUGGAGACCUUGGAAGCGGACCACGAAGAGAGUGGGGAAGAGACUGGAGAGGAAGAAACUGGAGAUGAAGAGACUGACAGCGAGGAUAUUGACAGUGAUGAGACUGAUAGUGAGGAAACUGAUAGUGAGACUGGUAGCGAAGCAUCUGACGGGGAGUAGACGGAAUGUAUACUAUAUAGUUAAGGUAAUGGAAGUCGUGCAUGCUGUGGGCAGUUGAACGAGAAGCUUUGGAAAGGACAUGGAGUGUAUAACGGUUAUCCAGGCGAAAUGAUUUGGGUGUUGAUGUUAAGACUAGUUUUCAGUAUAGUUUCUGGAUUGGGUGUUUCAU
This is a messenger RNA of Babjeviella inositovora NRRL Y-12698, 3807 nucleotides long. RefSeq lists its product as uncharacterized. The transcript has a single exon. Gene Ontology annotation, molecular function: metal ion binding. NCBI's taxonomy places the organism in Eukaryota, Fungi, Ascomycota, Pichiomycetes, Serinales. The record is from RefSeq and is a predicted model, not a curated record. Bases 486 to 3638 code for a protein of 1050 amino acids.